UGAGCCACUGCCUUUCAGUAGCUCAGCUGGACUGUGUUCUCGCCAUGUUCUUCCACGGUGAACUGGUACUAGUGAUACUCGCCCUGACUCUUGAUGGUCAAGUUCAUACAGGGAAAAUAAUUGGAGGUCACGAGGCUGUGGCACACAGCAGGCCCUACAUGGUGCUUUUGGAGCGGCACAUGCAGGGUGGUAAAAUAAAAUACUGCGGUGGCUUCCUUCUGAAUGAGGAUUUUGUGAUGACUGCAGCCCACUGCCAAGGCAGGUCCUACAAAGCCCUACUGGGAGUUCAUGAUCUCCGUGACAAGAAUGGAGUACAGACUAUACCUGUGGAACAAACAUUUCCACGCAAAGACUACAAUGAAACCAAUUAUAAAAAUGACAUAAUGCUACUGAAGUUGAGCUCCAAGGCAAAGUUCACUGACGGAGUGAAACCCAUUGCUCUCGCAGGCCAGGGUGAUGGCUUACAGCCAAAAUCAUGUAUAGUCUCCGGCUGGGGAAAAACAGACGAGAACAUAACUUACAUGUCUUUCAAACUCAUGGAAGUCAAUGUUACACUAAUUAACAAUCCACAUUGUGUUCUGGAUAAUGUGUACUGCUCUGAGGGAAGGAUUGGACCGAACCAUGGAGACUCUGGUGGUCCACUGGUCUGUGAAGAUGGAAAGGCAUACGGGGUGACGUCCAACAUCUUCAAACCAGCCUCAGGUGGCCCGCAAAUCAAUUGUUAUGCUAAGAUUCCUGACUACAGAAGCUGGGUCGAUUUGACUAUGACAUAUGUGUGAAAAAGCUCUGGUACAUGUAACAGUUGAUCGAUCAAAUCACAACAUUUGAAUUUACUAAGGACCUGAUAAUUCAGAUGCUAUCAUCAUGACUUAUUCCACAGCAAUAAGACUGCCAGACCAAAGUCUGGACUUGCUUGCUUUACACAGAUUUAAUGAAAAUGUGCUUCGCUUUGAUGUUUCCAAAUGACACAAAUUACAUUUUUGUUUGACAAGUUGAGUCAAAAGACUGCAAAUAUAUAAAUAUCAUUUAUUCAUUACGGUGACAUGUUUUGGCGUUUAUGGUAGAGCUGUUUUUUUGUCUGCUCCCGGGGGCUAGGAACUUAACAACUACAUGUUUUGUCAAUAAACUUUUGAUUAUUCUCAACAAAUUUAAACCACACACAUGCAGGUUUUUUUCAGGGCUAGACUGUAACACGGCAAUCACUGCAUGCAAUUUAAGUUUGGCUUAAAAUCAGAUCAUCAUUUAAAUGCAGACUUAAUGCUGCCUAAUAGAUGUACUGCAAUACUGUAUAUCAUUCUGCUGUGAAAUAAAACUUUAUAUACAUUAAA
This is a messenger RNA of Epinephelus lanceolatus (giant grouper), 1328 nucleotides long. RefSeq names its product granzyme G-like. Gene Ontology annotation, biological process: proteolysis. NCBI's taxonomy places the organism in Eukaryota, Metazoa, Chordata, Actinopteri, Perciformes, Serranidae. Gene Ontology annotation, molecular function: serine-type endopeptidase activity. The record is from RefSeq and is a predicted model, not a curated record.